AUGACAGAAUCACUGGUUCCCCCAGAACAAAUACGGCUCCCGCCGAGCCCGAGUCCCAGCCCGUCUCGCUCUUCAUCCAGAGACAACAAUCCGAUGGCCAGCGACAAAGCGACAAGCGACGCUUUCCUCUCUCUCCCCAUCCGCCCGCCUUCCAACUCCUUCCUGGUGCCGCCGCGGAAUCGCUCGCCGUUGUCUCGAACUCACGCUCGAUCGCGCUCACUUGCCAGCACUUUGCCACAUGGGAUGACCAGAGCCCAUUCCUCGCCAGGAUUAGACUCACGUGGUCGCUACGAGCAGCCUCCGAACAUACCAAGACCCGAGAGCCCCAUGGAGCGUGCGAUGCGAAGGCACAGUCCGCUACGAGGUCUAGACGACAUCCGCCCACUGGGAUCGGGCUCGCUGAACAUUUCAGAGACCAUCUCCGAACAUGCAGAGCUAGAACUAUCGCAAAAUCCAUGGCCCGCUUCCCCGGAGAUUCCGACCUCUCCCCCAUUGCCGCCGCCCAUGCACAAUACCUUCUCCCGUGGUGCUAGACGGCCGUACACCGCCCCGCUCCAUACCAGUUUUGUGAGCGUCACUAGCAACCCAGCCAGCAGUAGCCCAUCAUCAUCACACUCCUCGCCCGUGAUGCUGCCUACUAAAUUUAAUGAACCGUUCCCCGCCAUUCCUGCCUCGUCGGGUUCGUCGAUGCCCUCGACGCCAACGAGUUUACGCUCGCGGAGUCCCAGUAUUUCCUCCCUCGAAACAAUACCCGAUAUUCCGGAUGAAGAGGCCGAAGCCGUGGAAGCAGAAGAAAUAGCACGGUUGAAGGCGGCAGCCGACAAUGCUGAUGCCGACAGUAUGCGUCGACGUUCGAACCUCGAAAACCCUCCUUCGGGCACCACACGUGGCUACGGACCAAGGGCCGACAAACGGAAGCGGUGGAGUGUCUGUGGAGCCGAGCGUCGUCAAGAUCUAGACCUAGAGACUAUCUGGGAAGAUUGA
Molecule: messenger RNA, 984 nt
Organism: Talaromyces rugulosus
Lineage: Eukaryota; Fungi; Ascomycota; Eurotiomycetes; Eurotiales; Trichocomaceae
Exons: 1
Coding region: 1-984 (327 amino acids)
Source: RefSeq, a predicted model, not a curated record